Molecule: messenger RNA, 1107 nt
Organism: Sordaria macrospora k-hell
Lineage: Eukaryota; Fungi; Ascomycota; Sordariomycetes; Sordariales; Sordariaceae
Biological process (GO): one-carbon metabolic process
Molecular function (GO): carbonate dehydratase activity; zinc ion binding
Source: RefSeq, a predicted model, not a curated record
AUGGCCAGGAUGCUCAAGUCGUUGAUGGUGGUAGCGGCCGCGUCUGUGACGCCCGUCUGGUCGCUCUGCUCGCACAAUACCUUCCUCCACCCGCGAGAGGAGGGCAAGGUCGUCGAAGUCAAGAAGUUCGGAUACACUGGCGUCACCGGUCCGCUGUUCUGGUCGUCGCUUGCGCCCGAAAACACCGUCUGCUCCACGGGCACACGGCAGUCCCCCAUCGACAUGAGGGAAGGAUCCUUCAACAUGUUGUCCUCGUCCGAUAUCCAGGUCGAAAUCCCCGAUUUCACCAAAGGCACCGAGUUCGAGAACCUCGGAACCACCAUCGAGGUCAUUGCGAAGGGUGGCUCGAUGACCCUCGGCGAGAAGCAGUAUACUCUGCAGCAGUUUCAUUUCCAUUUGCCUAGUGAGCACUUGGAUAAUGGUACUAUCCGAGCCAUGGAAAUGCACAUGGUCUGGCAGACCGAGAACCAGGAGAUUGCCGUCAUCGGCACUUACAUUGACGUCGCCACGGAGGCUGGUCCGGCACUUGCCAUUCCUCCCGUUGCCGCUCCUGCUCCCGCUCCCAGUGGCGCUCCUAUUCCUCCCACCAACGAGACCGUUGCACCUGCAUCUGCGCCGGCCAGGUUCCGCAUCAGGAGAGCCAAAAGCCAAAGAAGGCAAGAAGCCUUCGUGCCUCCUGCCACCAACGAGACGGCACCUGCAGUGCCCCCAGUGCAAGACGCUCCAGAUGCCCCUGUCUCGGGUGCGCCCACGGUCCUCCUCGAGACCAUUUUCAGCACCAUCGACGCCAUCCGCACGCCCGGCACCGUGACCCAGACCCCUCCUUUGGUGCUAUCCGAGGUGGUCAACAUCUGGAAGUCGGGUCACUUCCAGGGAUACUCCGGGUCCCUCACCACCCCUCCCUGCAGCGAGGGCGUCAGCUGGCUCGUGUCGACGCAGACGCUAAGGAUCUCGCCUUUGACGUUUGAGAAGGUCCGUAGUGUCAUCGGCUUCAACUCACGGAUCACGCAGAAUGCGCCCGGGCAGGAUAAUAUCCUGGCUAUGGCAGCUAUUCGGCAGUUGAACGUGUUUGCUUCUUCUGGGGCUGCGUCUCAGCCGGCGCAGUAA